Molecule: messenger RNA, 707 nt
Organism: Macaca mulatta (Rhesus monkey)
Lineage: Eukaryota; Metazoa; Chordata; Mammalia; Primates; Cercopithecidae
Source: RefSeq, a predicted model, not a curated record
UGGCCCUGAGUGCAUGUUCGCAGUGCCCAGCCGGGCCGCAGGGGGGCGCUGGCAAACUGCUGUUUGCGACCGAGAAGCGUGGUGGGUGGAGUCACGUCGCGCGGCCUGUGAGCGGGAGGAAGGGCAGCUGCGAUGGAGGGGCCUUCUGGGAAACGUCCUUCCUGCCCCGCCUUUCGCCAACGCUGCGGAUGGUGCGCCUGCGCAGCGCGUGGACUUUGGCCUCAGCGCUCCUUUGGCAGUUUUACAGGCUGCGUCGCGGAGAACAAUGAAAGAGGCUUUAAGGUUACAAAUGGAAUUGGGUCCUCCGUUGGCUUCUACAUUGGACUUUCACUCAGGACUGGCUAAUAAGAAUGUAGUACCCCACUAGUUUUAAUGUUCUGUAGUUCAGGGAUAGGCACAUGAAUCAAUUCAAGCCAAGCAGAAUUAGAUCAGAGACGUUUGUUCUGUGCUGGACUUGUCGAUGGGAAUAUGUAACCUCCCUUCACAAAAAGAGACCCUUACUGAGAAUGACUUCUCCUCAGAGGACAAAAGAAGAGGAGAUACAGACACAGACAUGUAUGCACACAGAAGGAAGACCAUAAAAACAGAGACAAGACAGCCAUCUACAAGUUAAGUAGAGAGGGUUCUGAAGAAGCACUCCUGCCAACACCUUGAUCUUGGACUUCAAGCCUCCAGAACUGUGAGAGAAUAAAUUUCUGUUUGUUGAA